Molecule: messenger RNA, 969 nt
Organism: Oikopleura dioica
Lineage: Eukaryota; Metazoa; Chordata; Appendicularia; Copelata; Oikopleuridae
Source: the annotation of a GenBank genome assembly
AUGGGAAAGUCAAAAAAGAAAGCUGCAAAGAGAAAUUCCCCGAUUGACCAAUUCGAAGUCAUCGAUAAUUCUCAAUUAGAGCAAUUCCAAUCGAAAUGCCGGUUUCGCAAGAGUUGCAUCCAGGGCGAUUUCGACGCUGCAAGGAAAAUGAUCGAAGAGAAUCCGUCGAUCGAGCGAAUUGUCGACAAAUCCGGCUGGAAUGGAUUACACCACGCAGCCGCGGAAGGCCAUUUUCCGAUAGUUGAACUGUGUAUUCGGUCAAAUUUCAAGAUCAACGCAAGGACGAAGGAAGAUGAAACAGCCUUGUUGUUGGCGUCGAGGAACGGGCAUCAACAUGUCGUUGAUUAUUUGAUCAAAGAGAAUGCCGAUGUCUUUGCCAUUUCAAAAAGCGGACAAAACGCGCUCUCCGAAGCAGCAAGAAAGAACCGACCCCUGAUCACAUCUUUGCUUCAAGAUGCGCUUCAAACACCACUGGCUUCCAGCACACCACGCGAGGAGAAAAAGAAGAACUCGGAAGACUUUUCUCUUGUUGGGACAACUAAUUCAGACGUCGAUUAUAUAAGGAAACAACUUGCUGAAGCGAAGCAAAAACUGACGGACAAAAACAACGAAGUGACAACCUUAAAAUCCGAAAUCAUCGAGCUGCACAAAGAACUUGACCUGCGAACUGAACAAAUUGAACAUAUGAAGGGUCAUUUUUCCCGUGAAGCAGCUGAGAAGGAAAUAAUGAUUACGGAAAUAAAGUCAGAUAUUGAUUUGGUUUCCUCUGACGUUGAACGAACUAAUGCCUUGCUUGAGACAGAGACAAACUUCAGAGAGUCGCUGGAGGAGGAGAAUCGCAAGCUGAUGGACAUCCUGCUCCGACGAGAAGAGACAAUAAAAAGACUCGAGGUCCGGGCUCGCAAUGCUCUAGAAAUCUCUAUCAGAGCCGACGACUACAUCAAAAGUCACUCCUCAAGUUCGGGCUGA